Humulus lupulus (European hop) is the source of this 2427-nucleotide messenger RNA. RefSeq lists its product as uncharacterized. The transcript has 4 exons. The record is from RefSeq and is a predicted model, not a curated record. NCBI's taxonomy places the organism in Eukaryota, Viridiplantae, Streptophyta, Magnoliopsida, Rosales, Cannabaceae. The coding region runs from base 1 to 2427 and encodes 808 amino acids.
AUGAAGGGGAACAAAGUACAGGAUUUGAUGAAUAAUACAUUUAGAAACUGGGAUUUUGACACUAGUCCUGUUACGGAAGGAAGAAUUUUGAUCAUUUGGAGAAAGACAUUUGUCAAGGUUAGUGUUCUAGAGGAGAAUAAGCAAUUUGUUCACUGUCAUAUUAAAAUGCCAGGUCAAAAAUGCCCAUUUACUGCUACUUUCAUUUAUGGGCUAAAUACUUUGGAGGAAAUGAAGGUCUUAUGGCUAAGUUUAUCCAAGAUUGCUCGUCCAGUCUCUUCAUGGAUUAUCUUAGGAGAUUUUAAUGCGAUUUUUACAGCAAAGGAUAGAAGUGGAGAUAAAGUUAAGGCAGCUGUUGAAACUUUCAGAACUCAAGAGCAUAUGUAUCACAGUUUUUUGGCUCAAAGAAGUAAGAUAACUUUGUUAAAGAAGGGUGACAUGAAUAUGGCCUAUUUCCAUGCUUAUUUGAAGAAGCGUAGGGAGGCCAAUAAAAUAGCCACUUACAUUUCAGAACAAGGAAGGGUGGUGGAUAAUUUUUCUAAAGUGGAAAUUGGUAGUGAAGUGUGUAGAGCAGUAAUUCAGUUCUUUGAGACAGGUAUUAUACCAGAGGAGCUGCUAGAAACUACCAUGUCUCUGGUCCCUAAAAUUGAAAACCCUACUCGAGCUGUGGAUUAUAGGCCCAUUGCAUGUUGUUCUACACUCUAUAAGUGCAUAUCAAAGUUAUUAUGCUAUAGAUUGGCCAAAGUCCUCCCAGAUCUAGUUUAUCCUAACCAGGGAACAUUUAUCCAAGGUAGAUCUAUAGCUCACAAUGUCUUAAUUUGUCAAGAUCUUAUCAAGAAUUAUAGAAGAUCUUCUAUCUCGCCAAGGUGUGCAAUUAAAAUUGACAUAAGUAAAGCUUAUGACACAAUAGAUUGGUGGUUUAUAGAGGAGCUUCUAAAGUCAUUGUGUUUCCUAGCUAGAUUUAUAGGCUGGGUUAUGACUUGCUUGAGGAACACCUCUUACUUGUUACUCAUGAAUGGAAGGGUUCAAGGUAGGUUUAAGGGAGAGGAGGGACUUCGUCAAGGGGAUCCAAUAUCUCCACUUUUAUUUGUUCUAAUCAUGGAUUAUCUUACUCGAAGUCUCCAAUUAGCAGCCCAAGGUUCUGUCUUCAGGUAUCAUCCUAUGUGCAAGAGUCUCCAACUCAUUAGCUUAUGUUUUGCAGAUGACUUGCUGUUAUUUUGCAAAGGAACUCUAUCAACAGUUAAAGUUCUAAAGAAUGUGAUUGGGGAGUUCAGUUCAGUGACAAGGCUUCAAAUUAAUGAGAGUAAAUCUCAAAUUUACUUUGGGGGAGUUUCUGCUGUAGACAAACAUCAAAUUGCUGCUGAGAUGAAUUUGUCAGAAGGGGCUUUUCCUCUUAAGUACCUUGGUGUCCCUAUGAGACCAACCAAAUGGAAGCAUGAAGACUGUGAUAUCAUCAUCCAAAAAAUCAAAAUGCGAUUGCAUACUUGGGCAAGUAGGCACCUAUCUUUCGCUAGUAGAAUUCAACUGAUUCAUUCAGUUCUUUUUGGGCUGAGGAACUAUUGGAUGAGUGAUUUUGUUCUUCCUCAAAGCAUAAUUAAAGAAGUUGAAAAACUCUAUUGUGGUUUUCUCUGGGGAGUCAAUGGCAAUAGGAGCAACAUUCAUAUGGCUUCCUGGGAGAAGGUGUGUCUUCCAAAAGCUUAUGGUGGUCUCAAAUUUAGAAAUGGACUGAUUUGGAACUAUGCCAUUUUAGCUAAGUACAUUUGGGUGAUCUCUGAGAAGCAUGAUAUGCUGUGGGUUAAAUGGAUAAACUCAAUAUAUUUGAAAGGCUCAAACUUCUGGUCUUAUAAGUUACCUCUGGAUACUAGCUGGUAUUGGAGGAAAUUAUGUAAUUUGAGAGGUAAGUUCAGCUGUGAUGAUAUCAAAUCUGCUGGUAUAUCUGGAAAGUUUCAAGCUUCAAUUCUAUACAAUAGUUCUCUUAACCAACAACAGGUAGUUAACUCCCAGCUGCUUACCUGUGACAACAUGAUCCGAUUCAAUGUUCCUCUUGACUCCCUUAUGUGCCCUGUUUGUGGUAGAUAUGCAGAAAGUCACUCCCAUAUUUUCUUUGACUGUAUUCUUUCCAAACAGAUUUUGGACCUUAUAUUUGAUUGGAUGGCUUUCAGAGCCUGGCCUACUGAGUUUGAUAGCUGGAGGAUCUGGCUCUCUAGCAGAAGCCAUGGUGUUCUUUUUCAUAUCACAAACAUGAUUUUGGCAGCUGUAGUUUAUAGCAUAUGGAGGAAUCGGAACAGAUGUGUAUGUGACAAUUAUUCUAGGACUGCUGUUGGUAUUGCAACUGACAUAAAAACUACCAUUCAACACAGGCUAUACUUUGUAAAAUACAAGAAGUUGACUACACAGGAACAGAGAAUGUUUGCUAAGAUAACAAUGUAA